Messenger RNA from Mustela erminea (ermine), 3208 nucleotides. RefSeq lists its product as uncharacterized. Lineage: Eukaryota; Metazoa; Chordata; Mammalia; Carnivora; Mustelidae. The record is from RefSeq and is a predicted model, not a curated record.
UUAGAAAUCAAGGAGGCAAAAGAGUGGGUAGGGGCCUGGACAGGAACGUGAGUUACUUAAGGUGGAAGAGUCUGCCCACAUCUAUUCUGGCUGUCCUUUUUGGGGACGACUGGGCUGUUGGAGACCCAUGGAUUUGUGGCCAUCUCUACUUAGUAAAGACCUGUUGAGGUCUUUACUAGAAGUCCUGUGGCCAUAUUUUUGCCACGACUUUGCCACCUUCUUGCUUGACUUGAUACUCUUAGGCUUGCCAAGGAUUUACCGUCCCGCCACCUAAGCAUCCUGCCUUCUGAUCAUUCCACUUGCUGCUUCCGUACUGGUAUUUAUGUCGGAGGCACAGGUCUGUGCAGCUCUUUUUCUGCCCUGGGUUCCUUUGGUGCUUUGAGGCAGAGCCGGUGUUUGUCAGUUGGUGGUUUAGACAAGUUACAGGUAAAACACGAUGAAAGUCUCUGUCUAGAUUCUUAUCUCUUGCCCCGGCAGAAGCAGACAGGGAGGGAGGAAUGAAGUAAAAUGUCGGGCAGCCUUUGUUUAAACAAAGGAGGUGCUGGUGUCUAGAACAAUUCCAGCCCCUAAAACAGAAUAGGGCCUGGAGGUGGAAGAAAGAUCUCAUAAAGCUUUACACCCAAAGCCUAAUGUUGAAGUUAGGGCUUGUAAAGUCGGUUUCUCAAAGACCCACGGGAGUCAUCCUGGAAUGUGAAGGUGUUCGUUUCAUGCAGGGAAUGAAGUCUUCCGUGCCGGGUGGUCCCAGGAUGGGUUAGUAAGGUUACAAUGGAGGGGAAACCUCUCGUUUUAAGUGUUUUCCAUUUGUUUUGUGUGUAUGGGUGGUUUUAUAAUAUCCAGAUAAGGAGUGGGAGGGCUGUGAGGAGAGGGUCUGUUGUUCUGCUGGCCGUGCUGCUUUGAUGUGGACUAGAUAAGGGUUGAGGAGUGGUGUGAGUGGCUGGUAGCUAAGGUCGAGAGGGGAGGAGCCAAGGGGAGCCUGUGCGUUCCCAGCCCUCCCAGCCUGCAGUGACCCAGAGUUGCCUGAAAUCUGGAAAAACUGGAAGAGGAAAUGGCUUGAAAACUCAUGGAACCUGCUCUUCAGAUGAUGCUGCGGUACCCACAGCAGGUCUGUGCCCCUCCCUGCCCACUUCAUCCCAAGCCCAGAGUCUUCCAAGGAAAACGAUCGGGAUUAGACGGAUCAUUCAUUAUAUAUUUGUAGCCCUACAGAUUUCUCCUUAGGAUGACCUUUUUAGCCCAGUUAGAGCUCUGCUAAGUGGAGUAACUGAUUCCUCGGGAAAGGAAGAAGAUGAGGUCACUUACCUUAAUUUCUUUAAAACCUUUAAUCAUGGUAAAUACAGAUGGGGUUUCUUUGGAGCUUGUAGUAAUGUCUUCCUUUUGUGGCAGUUGGUUGACUCUUAGCAGGUUGAGUCAUCAGAGGACUUGAAGAUCUAGAAUAACAUACCAUCUGUAAAGAAUUGAUGACAGUAGCCGGUCUUGACAGGCCAAAAAUUGUAUUUACAGAAUCAUCCAACAGAUCUUUUAGUGACUGCACCACACCUGAAAUAAAUGUGUGCCCACCCAGGGAGCAUUUUGAAGGCAGGACUGACGUCCUGUGUUCAGGGGGCCCUCAGCCUCCUGUAGCCAAGAUCCCCAUUACCCAGAGACAGAAGCUAGAGACGCACCAGGCAAUGUAAGCUCUUGGCACACACAGUAGGCAUCUAGUAAGCACUUGAUCAGCAGCCGAUAGCCAUUGGGAACCCUGGUGAUGGGUGAAUUCUUAGGUGGAGGGUGGGUGCACCAGCCCAAGGGACACGGCCCGGGCUCACAUGCUACAAUCCUGAUAGGAUACUUGUUGGCAUUUACUACCCUUUUGCCGAUUCCCCUUGCGGAGAGGGGUGCCUUUGCCAUAGAAUUUGAAUCCUGAUCUACACUGGCCUUCCCCUAUGAUGCUGCUUGUUAGGCUUUCCUUGUGGGAGGAGAGCUGUCCUUCCCGCCUUGUCACCCGUUUUUGGCAAAAGACCACCAGGUAAGCCAGGCCUCCGGCCCCGAAGAUCUCCUACAGCUCAGCCAGUACCAGGACCCCGAUUCCAUGCAAGCGAUCCCCACCCAAAGAGCUUGAAAACGAGAUUCUUUUCCUUUGAAAUUUAAAAGGAGAAUAAAAAUGUGCUUGCUUUUCAACAUAGAUUGAUUAGCUGGCAUGGAGGAAGGCCGGCCUUUGAAAUCUAUAGGCAUCACGUUGCAGGCCUGACCCCGCCGACCCCGGUAGAUUAGUAAUGGUCUACGCAGCCUGCUCUGUCAGCACGUCUGGCUGGGCAGGCACAGAUGGUGCCAGUUGGAGAAAAUCACCGUGGAACGCUGCACGGCCGCCUCGCCUUGGCCGCGCUGCCUCGGGAGGAGGAGCCGAGACGGGGUUGUUUACAGACGUGUUCCUGCCUGGCGCUGGAGAGCAGACCCGUGAGAUGCCGGCCCAGGGUGACCCCCACCUCCAAGGACAGAGCUCUUUCACCCAUAUGGCUUUCUCGGGAGUCAGCUUAUUGAGUGGAAGGAACACGAGCUCUCCAGUGAGAUCUGCAUUUGCUGCUCCAAUAGUGUCCAACUUGAUGUCAUCCGCGGAUUUAGCAAAUGGGCCAUCUUUUCCAUCAUCCGGUCAACCCGGGAUCACCACCGAACAUCCUUCCCCGGCCCUGAUUGACAGAUUGCUGUUCUUGCUUGUCCCUUCCACCAAAUGUCCUCAAACCCGGCAGGAAAGGAAAAAAGCUAACGGAGCUGAGGAGUCCAAGUGUGACUGCCAAGACGCAUCCAGAAAAGCCAAAGAGCCCGGGCAUGUCAGACCUUCCCGCAGCUUGCCACACACACACCUACAGCAACCCGGGGAGAUGAGUGAAGAACGGGAGGGUAGAAAGCGCCAACCAGCACGAGUGAGUCGGGAGGAACAGUAUGGAGAGGGAGAAGCAGGCUCCCCAUGGAGCAAGGAGCCCAACAUUGGACUUGAUCCCAGGACCCUGGGAUCACAACCUGAGCUGAAGGCAGUUGCUUAACUGAUGGAGUCUCCUAGGAGCCCAGACUUCGUGUUUUUUCAACAAAAAUUAUUUUUGAGAGAAGAGAUGCUGGUGGUCGGCUCAUUGAGCUCACCUUUAUUAAAGAUCUAUGCGAGAUAAAUACUGAGAUGAAAUCAGUGAUAAAAUUUACUUUCUCCCAAAAUUAUUUUUCUUCCUCAUCUCACAUACUAGGA